UCCCGCUUCACCGCUUUCUAUCCUUUCGGAUUUCUCAGUAUCAGGAAAGACGAACCAGACAGACAAGGCGCCAGACAACGGACAUCAUUAAACCAUAACCAAGACCAGACCCAAAUGCUGUUUGCUGCUGCGUUGGUCCGCUGUGCAGAUCUCCGGUGGCUACCUACCUACGCUUUGCUCUUGGCUAGCCUGCCACGUAUAAACCGGGAAAGACAGGCACUCCUUUUUUUCUUUUUCUUUUCUUCCUCUCUUCUUCUUCUUUGGGAGAGAACGCCAAAGUCAAGGAAUUCCAGACCAACGGGCCAUUCCCAUCCAGAGCUGCUCUUAAUCCCCCCCGGCAUCCACCGUUUUAUUGACUCUCCCAUCCCGAUCUCAGACAGGCAGAGAGAUUUCCAGCAUCACAUUGCAUCUUCCCACCUCCCUGCUCUACCUUUGCUCAGGUACAUUGCAACACCUCCUGACUAUCUUGAGCCUCGUUUUUGGCCCCGGACCCAGCUCUGCACAGCUAUCGACUCCUUACUCAUUGCCGAUCGAGAGAAAAGAGUGACACUUGGUCGGGUGCUGUCCCAUUAUCGGCACGCAGAGUUGCAUUGGUAAAGAGGCCAGCCACAGACUUUCCCCAACUUCACACUUCGCACCUACCUUGCCUGCGCAAUCCCUCUACCUCCCACUUGCGCGAGCCUGAUUGAUACCUCCUACCUCUGCACCUCUGGUCAACUGUUACUUUUCGGCAAGAGAGAAGGAAAGAAAGAAACGAUCUAGUCUAUUUGGACAAACACACUAUCGACAGCAACAUCUGCAGCAGCUGCAGCUGCAUAAACAAGCACAAGACGCAGGCCCGGUACUUUCGCAUACCUUCUUUGAUCCUCAUUACGCCG
Messenger RNA from Colletotrichum navitas, 878 nucleotides. RefSeq lists its product as uncharacterized. Bases 115 to 597 code for a protein of 160 amino acids. The record is from RefSeq and is a predicted model, not a curated record. Lineage: Eukaryota; Fungi; Ascomycota; Sordariomycetes; Glomerellales; Glomerellaceae. The transcript is spliced from 3 exons.